This is a messenger RNA of Aplysia californica (California sea hare), 1828 nucleotides long. RefSeq lists its product as uncharacterized. Lineage: Eukaryota; Metazoa; Mollusca; Gastropoda; Aplysiida; Aplysiidae. Gene Ontology annotation, molecular function: FAD binding; oxidoreductase activity. The record is from RefSeq and is a predicted model, not a curated record.
AUGUUUGUGUACCUUCGUUUUGACCUUCACCUUCGUGGUCUGUCGAACGACUUUGGCUUUGCCAGAUGGGCUGACGGGUUUCAAACCCCCGGUCAUGUAUGGAACUGAUGACGAUGACAAGCCAGUCAAGGACGACGUCUUUUUGCCAAGACAGCCCAAAGCAGCGCUGACCCGCACUUGGCCGGGAAUGAUCAACUUCCCAGACGCUACCGCCUUCAACAUCUUAGGCUCAAAACUGGACGGAAAAAUCGUGACUCCCAUUGACGCAAAUUUCUCCUCGCUGGCGCUGAUGAGGAACAUCCGGGUGACGAAACUUCCUUAUGUCAUCGUUCUGGUGGCUAGUGACCAGGACGUGGUGGAGACGAUGCUGUUUGCCAAAAAGUACAACCUGAUGGUCACCAUACAGUCGUCGGGCCACUCGUACAUAGGACGCUCUACUUUUGAUGGUUCUAUACAGAUUAAUUUCAAGGGCAUGACUAAGAGGACUGUCAAUCUGAACUCUUCCCGAAACCCUGCAGGGGAGAUCACUGUGGAGUCUGGCAACUCUUGGAUGGAUGUCUACACAGAGGUAAGCAAGAUCCAGACGGUAGAGAAUAACAAGACAGUGGGUCGUGUUAUUGUGGGUGGCAGCGCUCACACUGUAGCUAUGGGCGGCUACACACAGGGCGGAGGUCACAGCCCUAUGACUCGGACACUCGGACUGGCAGUGGACAAUCUCCUAGAGGCCACCCUGGUCACUGUAGACGGCCGGAUACUGACCGUGUCCGAGAUGGGGACCUCGGCCAUUGAACUCGAUGGGUCAGUCACACGGACUAACGAUACGUCUUUGUUCUGGGCUAUCAGAGGUGGUGGGGGAGGCACGUGGGGUGCGGUGUUGACUUUCACUUUCAAACUUCACUACGCCCCUGAGAGGUUCCGUAAUGUACAAGCUCAGUGGAUUCUCAAAGCUGGGACUGUUGAUAGUUUCGGUAGGGAGACGCUGAAGUUUGUUCUGAGGGAAGUUGCCAAGUUGUGUCCCAACUGGGGUGGGUAUUUCAUGCUGUCUGGGGAUAGUAUUCCUAACACGAUUUACUCAGAAGUCUUGACGGUCUUUUUUAAUCACUUUGGAUCCGAUAGCGACCCUUGCAACAAAGAUAUCGAUGCUCUUCUCAACUUCAACGUCAGCGGGAAUCAGGUCACGAGAAAGGACAUUAGCUAUCCCACGUUCUUGGGCUACGAGAAGACGGCUAUAGACGCGGCUUACAGCAACACGUAUAUCGUGAACACGUUCGUGCAGCCGUCCACGAUAACCGACGAGAAGAAACUGGACGAGCUGGUCGACAUCUUCAUACAUCUUGACCUGACCCGAGGCGGCUGUACUGGAGCUCUGAUAGGCGGCGCUGCCAGUAAAGUUCAACCGGAAACGACCCCUGUGAACCCGUACUUCCGGUCUGGACUAAUGUCCUUGUCAUGUGGGGUCAGCUGGGAUAGCUCCAAAGUCCUCAACGGUAGCGCGUACAUCGACAUGUCCAGGAGGCUGGGUUUGAGCUUGAGGAAGGUGGCUACAGGUGUGUACUUCAAUGAGUGUGACGAGGACUUGACAGACUGGAAGACCAUGUUCUGGGGCAGCAUGACCAACUACUGCAAGCUCAAGGCCAUCAAGCAACGCGUAGACCCGGACCAUUUCCUGUGGUGCCACAACUGUGUCGGGUCCGACUUCCAGACAGACGACUGCACGCACGGACUCACCAUGCCAAUCAUAGGGUAGAAAAACACAGUUCGCGAAAAUUUCCUCGACGAGACCACACUAUGCGAGUUGUUGAGGAGAAUAAAUUAUACGUAAGGAUUC